AUGAUGAUUGGAACAACAAUCUUGAUUACUUUUUUAAUUCUCUUAUAUUCAACGAUUUGUAUAUCUGAUCCAUGUCGAUUCGAAUAUCCUGGAAAAGGUGUAAUUGAUAUAACUUCUUUGGGUCGAUCAGAUGGUAAAGCUGCAUAUGCAGACAUACUACCAUUAAUACCAUCUGGUUACAAAUAUAGUUAUAACCCAUGUAAACAAUUCUCUGAAGGAUCUGUCUGUGUAAAUACAGCCGCUUGUCAAAUGUCAAUCAAUGAACAAUAUCAGUAUAAUAUUGGUGAGCAAGAAACCGCGACAUGGAGUCCAGGAAAUGGAACGAAUAUUGAUCCGUCAAUUACUUAUACACAUGAUGACAGAACAUUUGUUGUUCAACUACGAUGUUCAACAAGUGAAAAAGCAGAGUUUCAAGUUUUUGGUGAAGAUCCACAAACUCGUUAUACGGGUCGUUUGACACAUAAAUGUGCUUGUUGGAAUGGAUGUGCAAAUGCAACCUCAACAACAACAACAACAACGACGGCGACGACGACGACGAUAACAACAACAGCUGUACCACCAUCAUCCAAUCCAUGUCGAUUCGAAUAUCCUGGCAAAGGUGUCAUCGAUUUGAGUUUUAUUGGUCGAACAGAUGAAAAAGCAGCAUAUUCAGAUGAAACAACACGAACAACAUCGAAUUUUAAAUAUAGUUAUAAUCCAUGUAGACGAUUUUCUCAAGGAGCCGAUUGUAUCGGUGUGUCUGUUUGUCAAAUUUCGAAUGAUAAUCAACAAACGUUUCCUCUUGGUAUUCAAGAAAGUGCUUCAUGGACUCCAGGAUCAGAUUUCAAUAGUGUUCCUUCAAUUAAUUAUAUAUAUAAGAGAAAAAAAGUCACUGUAUUGUUACAAUGUUCUCCUGAAGGAAAUAAUGAAUUUCAAGCUUUUGGUGAAGAUCCAGUAAAUAAUUAUAAAUUUCAAUUGACACAUAAAUGUGCUUGUUGGAAUGGAUGUUCAAAUGCAUCUUCAAUAAUUGAAACAGCAGUACGAGCAUCAAAGAAAAGUGCAACUAUAAGUACCUGA
Adineta ricciae is the source of this 1056-nucleotide messenger RNA. The record is from the annotation of a GenBank genome assembly. NCBI's taxonomy places the organism in Eukaryota, Metazoa, Rotifera, Eurotatoria, Adinetida, Adinetidae.